This is a messenger RNA of Panicum virgatum (switchgrass), 1532 nucleotides long. Its product is annotated as chitinase CLP-like. Gene Ontology annotation, molecular function: aspartic-type endopeptidase activity. The record is from RefSeq and is a predicted model, not a curated record. Lineage: Eukaryota; Viridiplantae; Streptophyta; Magnoliopsida; Poales; Poaceae. Gene Ontology annotation, biological process: proteolysis. The coding region runs from base 82 to 1326 and encodes 414 amino acids. The transcript has a single exon.
CGAGCGAGCAGAUGAGCACGAACACUGCACACACAUCGAAAGCAUUUCCCUAGCCAGCUCACCUGGUUCACCUUCCGAAGGAUGGAGAAGGAGAUGCCCCGGCGGCACAAGACCCUGCUCCUCUUGGCCGUCUCGGUGCUCGCGCUGGCGUGGCCAGCCUCGUGCGCCGACCCCGUGCUCUUCCCGGUGGCCAAGGACGCCGCCACCUCCCUCUACACCAUCCCCGUCAGGGACGGCGCCAACCACGUCAUCGACCUCGCCGGCCCGCUCCUCUGGUCCCCGUGCGCCAGCGACCACUUGCCGGCAAAGUUCUCGUGCGGGGACUCUGUCUGCAAGCUCGCCAACGCCUACCGCCCCCCCGGCUGCCGUGAGGCCAGCCAGCCGUGCAAGCAGCAGUGCAAGGCGUACCCGUACAACCCGGUCUCGGGGCAGUGCGCCGGCGCGAGCCUGAUCCACACGAGGCUCGUUGCCAACACCACCGACGGCAAGAACCCGCUCCGGCAGGUCUCCGUCCGGGCCGUGGCGGCGUGCGCGCCGCGGAAGCUCCUGGCGCGGCUGCCCAGGGGCGCCGCGGGCGUCGCGGGGCUCGCGGCGUCCGGCCUGGCGCUGCCGGCGCAGGUCGCGGCGUCGCAGCGCGUCGCAAGCAAGUUCAUGCUCUGCCUCCCGAGGCGCGACGAGGGCGUGGCCAUCUUCGGCAGGGGCCCGCUCUUCCUCCUCCCGGAGUCGGCCAUCGGGGACUUCACGGACACCACGCUGCUCAGCAAGAGAGGCAGCUCCGGCUACUACCUUCCCGUGAAGGCCGUCGCCGUCGGCAAAGCGCGGGUGCCCCUCCUCAGGGACGCGCUCGCCACCGGCGGCGUCGUGCUCGGCACCACGGCGCCGUACACCGCGCUCCGGCCCGACGUGUACCGCCCGUUGGCGGACGCGUUCGACAAGGCCCUGACGCGGGAGUGGAACAACACCAGGAGAGUGGCGGCGGUGGCGCCCUUCGAGCUGUGCUACGAUUCGAAGACGCUCCCUGGCCCGACCCGGAUCGGCUGGCUUGUCCCGGACAUCGACCUCGUGCUCCAGGGUGGAAAGACCAACUGGACCUUUAGCGGCCUCAGCUCGAUGGUGGACGUCAACAACUUCGCGGCGUCGUGCUUCGGGUUCGUCGAGAUGAAGCCGGAGAAGGGCGGGUACGGCGGGGCGCCGGCGGUGGUGAUCGGAGGGUUCCAGAUGGAGAACCACGUCCUGCAGUUCGACCUGGAGAGGCGGCGCCUUGGGUUUGCCAGGGUGCCCUUUUAUACGUCGUGCAGUAACUUUAAUUUCACACGGGCCGGCUAGGCUUCGCAUGUCCCAAUCGUAAGAGCCUGACGGCAUGUGUCCUGUAAUCCUGUUUCAUGUAUCUGGUCUUGGUCACCAGACACUCGAUACUCCUUGAUCAUCCUAGUGAACUGCCAAGUAUGUUAUCUACUAGUAAAGUCUUUAGUCUGCAAGGCAUUUGAGUGUUUCUCGAGUCCCUGGAAAUGCAAAUAUUAUAGAACUUAUGU